Messenger RNA from Calliphora vicina (urban bluebottle blowfly), 2115 nucleotides. RefSeq lists its product as uncharacterized. Bases 1 to 2115 code for a protein of 704 amino acids. The transcript is spliced from 3 exons. The record is from RefSeq and is a predicted model, not a curated record. Lineage: Eukaryota; Metazoa; Arthropoda; Insecta; Diptera; Calliphoridae.
AUGAUUUUGAACACAACUAUGGCUCUACUAAUGCUCAGCUCUUCAGCCAGUUUGUUUAACAACGAAACACUACCAUAUCCGCAGAUGGUUAAUAAUUCGCUGGUCAUAGAAUUGGUGAUGAGUAUACAAGAGCUGUAUGGAUUUAAAAAUUUCGUAUUCUUUAUAUCGGAACGUUUGGCCAGAGACACGGAUACAGCAACCAUAUUCUUCCAGGAUUUUUGGGAUGCUUUUCCCACCGCUCCCAUGAUAUUAAUCAUCAAUAAUCCCAGUCAAAUGGCCGGAUUUUUAAGUACAUCUUCAUUGUGUUUGAUACUGACCACGGAGAGGGAUGAUCCCAUAAUGGAGUUGGCGGCCUUUAGUUUGAAGAGUGUCCGUUUUUUAAAAACAUUAUUCAUAUUGUUUCCCAUAAAGAAAACGGAUGAGUUUUCAAAUUCAUUUGAGCAAUAUACCAUAAUUUAUGAUGGCAUACGUUUGUUGUACGCUUGGGUGUGGAAGAAGCAAUUUCUUAAUACCGUGCUCAUCACCAUCAGCAAUAACAUCUAUACACUUGAUCCUUAUCCCAUACAGAAUAUUGUGAAUAAGACUGAUAACUGGACGGCCACAGAUUUCUUUGUAGACUAUUCGCUCAAUUUUAAAGGCUAUGAAGUGCAGACCAUGGUGCGUCAUGAUUUGCCCAGAGUAUUUCGCAUGUCCAAAACACCUGGUGAUCAGAAUGGAAAUGAAAUUAGUGGAGUCUCGGGUAAAUUGUUUAUUGCCUUUGUGAAAACCAUCAAUGCCACCUUCAAUGACACUGUUAAGCAGGAGCCGGACCUGGAGGCAUUGGAUAUAAGGUCCAUUAUUCAUAUGGUAGAGGAAAAAGAUUUGGAGAUUGGUGUCAAUUCCUAUACUGCCAUGAUAGCCAGCCUGGUGGGUGCCAGCUAUCCGAUGGGCAUAAAUGACUGGUGUAUCAUGGUGCCCUAUCAGAAUCGUUCGCCCGACCGAGUGUAUUUGCAGAGUACAUUUCAAUCCUAUUCCUGGUAUCUCUUAUUAUUUAGUGUAUUCUACAUAACAGUGGGCAUAUGGUUGUGUACUCCCUCCUGGGAACGAGAUCUAAGCCUAUCAUUUCUUCAGGCUAUCUGCUCGAUUGUACUCAUAGCUCCUAUAAAGCUAUUGUCAUUGCCCUACAUACGUUUGCGCUUCUUAUUUAUUAUGCUAUUCAUAAUGGGCUUCUUUCUCACCAACAUGUACAAUUCCAAGAUGACCAGUAACUUAACCAUGCCCACUGCCCAGCCACAAAUCCAUACGGUGGAGGAUGUUAUAACUGCCAAUUUGCAAAUAAUGAUGAUGGAUUAUGAGUAUGAGAAACUGAAAGAAAUGAACUUUUCACAAAAGUUUUUGGAUUUAAUUAUUGCUAGCACCAAAGGCGAAUUGGAUAAACAUCGUGAUCGUUUUAAUAGCUCAUAUGGCUAUAGUAUACAAUCGGAUCGUUGGCUUUUCCUCAACAAACAGCAGCGUUACUUGAAGAAACCUUUAUUCCGGCUCUCAUCCAUCUGUAUUGGUCCCUACUAUCAUGUGUUUCCCCUGCAGCGAGACUCUCAUUUGGCCAAACCUUUGCAGGAUUUCAUAUUGGCUGCCUCACAAUACGGCUUUACAUCUUUUUGGCAAUCGGACGCCUUUUUAGAUGCCUUAUUUAUGGGCUAUGUUCAUAUGAUAGUGAUUGAUUUGAAACCGGUACCCUUGACAAUGGCAUUUUAUCGUUGGAUUUGGCUUAUAUGGUGGUUGGGUUUGGGUUUGGCCGGCUGCUCGUUUAUUUUGGAAUUGAAGUUAAGUGUUAUUAAGGAUAGUUUUGACCUGGAUAAAGAGUUUACCGACAGCUUUAUCUCAAGUUCAACUCUCAAGGAUGUUUGGAUGUUUCAUGCUUUAGAGUGCACUGACACUGAAAUUGCUUAUAUUUACUUGAAGAAACCUUUGUUCCGGCUUUCAUCCAUAUGUAUUGGUCCCUACUAUCAUGUGUUUGCCCUACAGCGAGACUCUCAUUUGGCCAAACCUUUGCAGGAUUUAAUUUUGGCUGCCUCACAAUACGACUUCACAUCUUUUUGGCAAUUGGACGCCCUUUUAUGGGCUAUGUUCAUAUGA